This is a messenger RNA of Hyalella azteca, 2588 nucleotides long. It is a transcript of the gene pAbp, whose product is annotated as polyadenylate-binding protein 4-like. Gene Ontology annotation, cellular component: ribonucleoprotein complex. NCBI's taxonomy places the organism in Eukaryota, Metazoa, Arthropoda, Malacostraca, Amphipoda, Hyalellidae. Gene Ontology annotation, molecular function: RNA binding. The transcript has 3 exons. Bases 194 to 2212 code for a protein of 672 amino acids. The record is from RefSeq and is a predicted model, not a curated record.
CUCCUACUGCACCCACUUUAUUUAAGAGCAGGGUCUUGUGUGGUAGUGACAUUCUCUUCGUGUCACGUUCCACUAUUUCUUAUAAAACUUAAAAAGUGAUUAAAAAAAUCGACAUAAAAUUUAAAAAACUACAAAAAAAUUAGUUGUAUCUUCUAUAUUUGUUUUUUGAGUGUGGAAGCAGUGAAGCAGCAACAUGAACGCCACCCAGACAGGAAACAAUAGCUACCCACUAGCCUCUCUCUAUGUUGGGGACCUCCAUGAGGACUGCACGGAGGCCAUGCUGUUCGAGAAGUUCUCGACUGCAGGCCCUGUUCUCUCCAUCCGCGUUUGCCGCGAUAUGAUCACCCGUCGGUCACUUGGGUACGCUUACGUCAAUUUCCAGCAGCCCUUCGAUGCUGAGAGAGCGCUUGACACCAUGAACUUUGACGUUAUGAAGGGCAAGCCAAUCCGCAUCAUGUGGUCGCAGCGUGAUCCGUCCCUCCGUAAGUCUGGCGUGGGCAACGUCUUCAUUAAGAACCUGGACAAGUCUAUUGACAACAAGGCCAUGUACGACACCUUCUCUGCUUUUGGCAACAUUCUCAGUUGCAAAGUGGCCAAUGAUGAGAGUGGGAAUUCCAAAGGAUAUGGUUUUGUCCAUUUCGAGACGGAGGAGGCUGCCAGGAGCGCCAUUUCCAAAGUCAACGGGAUGUUGCUGAACAGCAAGAAAGUGUACGUGGGAAAGUUCAUUCCGCGUGCUGAACGGGAAAAGGAACUUGGUGAGAAAGCCAAAAUGUUCACCAAUGUGUACGUCAAGAACUUUGGUGAUGAAUUUGAUGAUGACAAACUUUAUGAAACUUUUGCUCGCUUUGGCAAGAUCACCAGCCACAAGGUCAUCGUGGGAGAUGACAACAAGUCCAAGGGCUUUGGUUUCGUGGCUUUCGAAGACCCUGAAGUUGCUGAGGUUGCUGUUCGUGAGAUGAACAACUUUGAAAUCAACAACAAAGUCUUGUACGUCGGUCGCGCUCAGAAGAAAGGCGAACGACAAGCCGAGCUCAAGAAGAAGUUCGACCAGAUGAAGAUGGAUAGAAUCAAUCGCACGCACGGCGUUAACUUGUACAUCAAGAAUCUUGAUGAUUGCAUCGAUGACGAUCGCCUGCGCAAGGAAUUUGCUCCCUACGGUACCAUCACUAGCGCUAAGGUCAUGAUGGAAGACGGUCGCUCCAAGGGCUUCGGAUUUGUCUGCUUUAGCCUCCCUGAUGAGGCUACUCGCGCCGUAACGGAAAUGAACGGCCGCAUUUUGGUGGCCAAACCUCUGUACGUUGCCCUUGCUCAGCGCCGUGAAGAUCGCAAGGCUCAGCUCGCUUCUCAGUACAUGCAACGCGUUGCUGGAAUGCGCCUGCAGCACGUGAAUCAAGUUUAUCCCGCUGCUCCCUCCAACUAUUUCAUGCAAACUGCUCUCCAGCCCGCUGGCUAUCGCUUCAACAACCUCAUGCCUAAUAUUCGCCCUGCUGCUCCUCGCUGGCAGCAACCAGCUACUCAGGUGCGUCCUGGACAAGCGCAAUUCUCGGUACCCACUGCAGCGGGCUAUCGCGCAGCUACUGCUGGACCUCGGCCUGCUCAGCACGCUACUCGCGGAGUCUCGCCUGGUGUGCCCCGUAGCGCCAUCCCUCAGCAGCAAGUGGCCAUGGGACUCGUGCAGGCUGCUGGAGCUCCUCGCGUGGUGGCUCCUAAUGCUGGUGCUGUCCCUCAGAUGACAGCUAACUUGCAGCGUCCUGGUGUCCAUCCCGCAGCCGCUGCAGCUGCUGCUGCCGCUUCUGUGGUCAACGCGAACACCUACAAGUACACCCCUAACAUGCGUAACCCACCCACUGUCAACCAGCAGGGCAUGAACAUGUCCAAUGCUGGUAAUGCUGCCACAGGUGGCCAGCCUGCCGUGCAUGUGCAAGGGCAAGAACCUCUCACGCUUAACAUGCUUGCCACUGCUGUACCUCAGGAACAAAAGCAGAUGCUCGGUGAGCGUCUGUAUCCUCUUGUGCAAGAUUUCCAUCCUGGCCUCUGUGGAAAGAUCACUGGCAUGCUUCUCGAGAUGGACAAUAGUGACCUGCUGCACAUGCUUGAAGAUCGCGCUUCUCUCAAGAACAAGAUGGACGAGGCUCUGGCUGUGCUUCAGGCCCAUCAAGCCAAACAGCAAGUCGCUGCGAGCAUCAAGAAAGAAGAGCAACCUCAGAUGUAAGGGCGUAACUAAGUUCUGUUUUAUCUGGGCUGCUUUUAGUGCAUUUUCUUUGAUAUGGAUUUUAAAGUAUUUUUUAGCUGUUCAAGGAAUUUCUUUUAAUGCACUCCAAUCUAUAAAAAUGAAAAUCCUAAAAAAAUCGUAAAACCUCUUGAAAAAAUCCAAAUAUGUUAGGAAGUCGACGUAACUUAGUGCUCUAAUGAAUAGAAAUGUAGUAGUGUACGAUGUUUAACUUGCAUUGCAUUGCUGUUAUUCAUGUACUUUCAUUAAAAACUGGAAAAUCAUUUCAUAAAAACGGAAAACAAGUAAGAUAUGCCGGACUAACUAAAUUCAAAAUAUUACUACCUUCCUUUUUGGUUUCAUACAUCGGUAAUUAAAA